Theobroma umbraticum is the source of this 1113-nucleotide messenger RNA. RefSeq lists its product as uncharacterized. Gene Ontology annotation, molecular function: protein binding. The record is from RefSeq and is a predicted model, not a curated record. NCBI's taxonomy places the organism in Eukaryota, Viridiplantae, Streptophyta, Magnoliopsida, Malvales, Malvaceae.
AUGGCCGUGAGGUUGAGGGGGGCUACUCAAGCUGGUGAUACUAAUGAAUUAUAUAACUGUAUUCGGGGUGAUGCAAAUGUUUUCAGGCUCAUUGAUGAGGCCGAGUUUGUUGAUACUCCGUUGCACAUAGCUGCAGCAAGAGGCCGUGCUGAUUUUGCAACCACGAUCAUGUACUUAAAGCCAUCACUUGCUCGGAAGCUGAACCAGGACAUCUUUAGCCCCAUGCACCUAGCCUUGCAAAAUGACCACAAAGAAACAAUGCUUUGUCUGCUGGCUGUUGACAAAGAUCUUGUUCACGUCAAAGGGAGGGAAGGCUACACUCCUUUGCAUCAUGUUGCUAGAGAAGGAAACCUUGAUCUUUUGGCUCAAUUUCUUAAGGUUUGCCCUGCAUGUGUAGAAGAUGUGACCAUUUGGAAUGAGACUGCUUCACACGUUGCGGCCAAACAUAACAGAUUAGAAGCUUUAGAAAUCCUAGCACGGUGGAUUCAAAGGAUCCAUCUUUAUAGCAAGAGUUCGAGAAAACACCUACUGAACUUAAAAGAUAGAAACAAUAACACUGUGUUGCACAUCGUUGCUGCCAACACUCAACAAACGAUCAAAGUGUUAUUAGAAUGUGAUGUUGACACCAAGGAGACUAAUAUGAGUGAUUUGAUAGCUUUGAAUGUCCUAGAAAGCCAAAGCAGAAAUGGUGCAGUAGAAGAAGAUGAAUUGAGCUUCAAGUUCUUGAGAGAUAAACUUGGAGUUUACUCAUCUGGAAUCAAGGAGGUGUAUCUCCUAAUUUCCAAAGCUGAUCCCUUACAAGAAAGGUUAAGAUCUAGGAUCAUAGUUCUAGAGCGAACAACAAUGCAAAUGGUGGGUUGCAUCUUGAAUAUGUCAAUUGAGAGGAUCAAUGCAUUGCUCGUAGUGUUAGCACUAGUUCUGAUGGCCACCUAUCAAGCGAUGCUUAGUUCGCCUAGUGGAGUUUGGCAAGGUGACAUUUUAGGAAAUGUUACAGUCGAUUCCAUAGCCAAGCUUUGGAUGAUUGGAUGUCGUGGUGCUGUGAAAGAAAGAGUCCAUGGAGCCAAACAAAAUGUUAGGCAUCAUAGCAUCGAAGGAUGGAGCCCACAACACUGA